This is a messenger RNA of Sarcophilus harrisii (Tasmanian devil), 661 nucleotides long. Its product is annotated as RIB43A-like with coiled-coils protein 1. The transcript has 4 exons. The record is from RefSeq and is a predicted model, not a curated record. Lineage: Eukaryota; Metazoa; Chordata; Mammalia; Dasyuromorphia; Dasyuridae. The coding region runs from base 316 to 651 and encodes 111 amino acids.
CCGUCGUGAUUUGGGCUGUCAGUGGGAGGAGCACCUCCAGGCCAAGAGGCAGGAGAAGUACUUGGAUAUUUUAGAGGGCCAGAGGCAGAUAGAGAUGGAUCUACGCGCUGUUCACCUGGACGAACUGGAGGCUACCCACCGUAGAGUCAAGGAUGUAGCCAUGGCAAAUUACAACAGGACUCAGGCCACAGAAAUGGACAUACAGCAGCAGCUGGCUCGCCAGAGGGAGCAGGAUGAUAACCUCACUGAAAUCUAUAAUCAUCUGACCAGUGACAUGCUGACUGAGAAGCGCCUCGCCUCCUCAAAGUCACAAAAAUGAUCCAGAAUCACUGGAAGGGCAUGAGUCCUGAGCAAAUAGCCGCCAUCCAGAAGGAACAGGCAGUACAACGCCUUGAAGCCCAACACCGGCGGAAGGCCGAGAAGCGCCAGGAAGCCGAGUGGGCCUGUCGGGAGCAGAUGGCUGCUCAGACUGCUUGCCAGCUGGAACACGAGCAGCAGGUCCAAGCACAGAAGCUGCGUCGGGACCUGGAUGCCUACAACAAGGAGCUGGCUCAAGAGCAGCAGGCCAAAAAGGACUACCUGGAUAAAGUGGUUUACACCAACGAACCCACAUCCCAGUUCUACCUGCAGUUCAACACCAGCAGCCGCUGAGUUGGGAGGC